AUGCCCGUCCUCACUCAGUAUGACUGGAUUCUCGCGAUCAUCUCUAUCGCUUUCUGCGGCUCCUCCUUUGGAAACGGUGCCAACGAUGUUGCCAAUUCCUACGCGACCUCCGUCGCUGCAAGAACCCUCACCAUGCCUCAGGUCGGUUUCCUCUCCAUGAUCACGGAGUUCGUCGGUGCCGUGGCCUUGGGUUCCCGUGUCACCAAAACCAUCAAGAGCGGUAUCAUCGAUAUCAACCGGUUCAAGCCAAAUCCCGGCACCAUGAUGCUUGCCAUGGGCUGCGCUGAAGUUGGCUCUGCUACCUGGUUGCUCGUCGCCACCAGACUCGGUUUCCCCGUCUCAACUACCCAGACCGUUGUCGGUGCCCUUGUCGGCGUUGGUAUCGCUUCCCAGGCCAGCGUCAAAUGGGCCUGGGACAGCGGCAGUGUUUCUCAGAUCGCUGCCUCUUGGGCCAUUGCUCCCGCCAUUGCCGCCGCUUUCUCUGCCAUCAUCUUCGGCACCAUCAAGUACUCCGUCCUCGAACGCCGGGAUCCAUUGAAGUGGGCCAUGCGUAUGAUUCCCUACUAUCUCGCCUUCACUGCCGCCAUUCUUGCUCUUUUCAUCAUCGUCGAGCUGCCCGGUGGCAAGUCCUAUGAGGAGUUUGGUGUCGGGAGGAUGUGCGGCAUUGUCCUCGGGGUCUUCUUCGGUUGCCUGGCUAUCGCCUACGGUUUCUUCAUCCCUUACUUCCACCGCCGCCUUGUUGUUGGAGAUGCCCGCAUCAAGUUCUACCAUAUUCCCCUGGGCCCAACCCUCUGGCGCGAUGAUCCUUGGCUCUAUUUCCCUGGCGCGGCUGAUGGUGAGGUCGUCAUUGACUAUUACAAGAGCGCCCACACCGCUGCUCCAUCCGCCAACAAUAAUAACAAAAACGACGCUUCCGACCCAGAUGCCAUCAAGCCCGCCUCCAAUGACAAGGGGUCAGACUCUCCCGACCCGUCUACCCUCGAGAAGGGCCUUGAGCAUAACACUGCCGCUCUCCAGAGCAAGCAAUUCCUCGAACCGGAAGAGCGCUGGCUCGCACCAACAAGACACCUCCCUGUCUACAGCCCAACACGCCUCUGGUCCUGGGUCAAAUAUUUCUUCCUCCAGGGCGUCUCCCGUGACUGCGUCUCCCACUCCUCCGAGCUCCUUGCUGCAACCCACGCCCGCGCCAAGCGCUACGAUAACAGAGUCGAACAUCUCUGGACAUAUGCCCAGGUUGCCAGUGCCAUGAUCAUGUCCAUCGCUCACGGUUCUAACGAUGUUGCCAACGCGGUCGGCCCCUGGGUCGGUGCCUACGACACCUACAUCACCGGCGUGGUCUCGAAAGAAACCAACACCCCGGUCUGGAUCCUGAUCGUCGCCGGUUUCCUCCUCGGCGCCGGAUUCUGGUUCUUCGGUUAUCACAUCAUCCGCGCCCUGGGUAACAAGAUCACCCAGUUGUCCCCUACUCGUGGUUUCUCCAUGGAGCUUGGUGCUGCCGUCACUGUUCUGAUGGCCUCUCGUCUUGGUCUUCCCGUCAGUACCACCCAGUGUCUCACGGGUGCCACUAUGGGUACCGCUCUGAUGAAUUAUGAUCUCGGUGCCGUCAACUGGAGACAGCUAGGAUAUAUUGUGUGCGGAUGGAUCAUGACUCUCCCGACCGCUGGGUUGAUAUCCGGUCUGUUGAUGGUGAUGGCUCUCAAUACCCCUCACCUGUAG
Blastomyces dermatitidis ER-3 is the source of this 1716-nucleotide messenger RNA. Its product is annotated as PiT family inorganic phosphate transporter. Gene Ontology annotation, cellular component: membrane. Gene Ontology annotation, biological process: phosphate ion transmembrane transport. The record is from RefSeq and is a predicted model, not a curated record. NCBI's taxonomy places the organism in Eukaryota, Fungi, Ascomycota, Eurotiomycetes, Onygenales, Ajellomycetaceae. The transcript has a single exon. Bases 1 to 1716 code for a protein of 571 amino acids.